GAGUUGGCGGAGGAGGAGGAGUUGGUGUGGAUGUGGGUCGAGUGAUGGCGCUGGUGUAGUGUGGAUGGUUGUGGCGCGCAGAGCGUGUGCGGGUGAGUGAGUGAGUGUGAAGAACCGCCAUGAUCGUAUUGCGGUUCCAACUUGCUUGAAAUCCCGUCAUUUUCCUUUCGGUGACCCCUUGUGUGUGUUCGAAAGAGGAAAUUAUCAACAUGAGCGGUUCCUAGGGGUGUUUCCCCCCAUUUUGUGGUGGGCUGUGGCCCGCUAAGCCCCCCCGCAUUAGUGAAAUAUGGUGAAAAAGUGAAGUGGGGGUAACUCUAGGAGUUGGCUAUCAAUGUUUGUGCUGUGCCAAGAUGAGCAAGUUCCGCGCCAGGCAGCUCGAUGCCUCCAAACCUAUCCCCGUGUACAUGCAAGAGGACAUUCCCGACUUCGCCGAUUACAAUGCCAUCAACAGAACGGUGCCCCAGAUGCCCACGGGCAUGGAAAAGGAGGAAGAAACGGAACAUCAUCUUCAGCAGGCCAUCUUCCAUCAACGUAUUAUUCCGGUUCCAGAAGUCUACGAAGCUGGUACCGAUGACAUGUCCGUCCUGGAUUCUAUGUAUCCUCCCACCUAUAAGGCCCCCCGACAGCUAAUCCAUAUUCACCCGUUCUCUGCGGAUCAAGACAUCCCUGAAUAUGAUAUGGACUCAGAGGAUGAGGAUUGGCUCAACCAACAUGCAGCCAAAGGAGAAAUACCCUUAACAUGCUUGCAAUUUGAGGAAAUGAUGGACAGGCUGGAAAAGGCUUCAGGACUAAAGGCUGUGACAUUGCACGAGGCCAAGGUGCUUUUAAAAGAUGAUGAUGACUUAAUCAUUGCUGUCUAUGACUACUGGCUUAACAAAAGGCUGAGACUAGCUCAUGCACUUAUACCACAGCAAGUCAAAACUGAAAAGGGAUCAGGAACAGCAGCAAAUGAUCCUUAUGUUGCUUUCCGGAAAAGGACUGAAAAGAUGCAAACCAGGAAAAAUCGCAAGAAUGACGAGUCAAGUUAUGAAAAAAUGCUGAAGCUUCGUCGAGAUUUGUCCCGUGCUGUCACUUUGUUAGAGAUGGUAAAGAGAAGAGAAAAGGCAAAACGAGAGUACCUCAAUCUUAACAUAGAAGUUUUUGAGAGACGGUAUGAGAUGCAGGACUUUACUGGAGCAAUGUUAGCAGAAGUAACAGCACUCAGAGCCCAGAGGCCUGCAUUUGCUCCACUCUUCUCCAAUCAUCAGCUGACAUCAGGAACCAUCUCUUCGAGCGCCUCAGGCAGUGGGUCUUGGUUGAAAGUGGCCCCUAUGUCACAUUCCAGCAAAGUGAGUAGAAAAAGAGAGGAUGGAAAACGGGAAAGACGGCCUUAUAAGAAAAGACCAAGACGACAUCAUGGUCACCUUUCAUCUUCAGCAUCAUCCACACCCCCCACGCCUCAGCUCACACCAACAUACACACAUCCCCCUGACCCUUAUACUAUAGCUUCUGCAUACCCACAGGAUACAAUAGGCUCUGUUCCUCCUAGCUCAGAUGAAGAAGGUGCAUCACCCUCACCAUCUGAAGCGGAAGAAGAAAAUGAACCUGAUGGUAUAUUUACCUUUAGAAGAAAAAAAUUUACCAAUUACCAUACGCCUAGAGAAGGCAACUGGCCGUGGGUCCCUCCGAAGGAAGGUGGAGGAGGUGACCCGAAAUAUCGAUUUUCUCUCACCUCCCUUUCAAAUCCUACUCGUCGAUGUAUUGGUUUUGCUCGUAGAAGAAUGGGCAGAGGUGGCAGGGUGUGGAUAGAUAGGUUAAGUACGCCGCUUGAUGACCUUUGGUGCAAGACGGACUUUAGAGAUGUGGGGCCUAACGGCAUCACAUCGACGAAUGAUUUCCUCCAUGAGGUUAAGACUGAAUGGCCACACUUUUGCCCGAGUUCUCCACCAGAGGACAACGACACUGAUGUGGAAAUUGACGUAGAAACAGUUGGGGUUCCAGUCACUUUGACACCAGACGUGAGCCUCAAUUCUACGACAUCCACAGAGGAGCUAAACUUGGCAUCGGCGGUGCCGUCCUCUGUCAUGAUCACUGCGGAGAUUUUAGACGGUGAAAGUUUAGGAAGUAUAACUGAUUUAGAAGUGACUAUACCUUCAGAACUUGACACAUUACUCAGUGGUGAUCCUGGAGUGAUACUCGGGGAAAACUUAGAAGUGGACCUCGUAGCAGAUUCGAGCAGUGCCGUUACAGACAAUGGUAGUGCAUCUAAAGGUGGUGUAGGAACAAACAGUGGUUCUAGUAGUUCAGGAGGGGUCACGCUUCAUGAUCUGUCUAGUAGUGAUUGGGCGACAAGCUUCAGCAGUACAAGUGAACGUCAGCAUCUACAUUCCGUGAACUUUACCACUCAACCCACAUCCAAGUUUGUGACCCUCGACUCAACUAACACGCUUCCCUUGGCAGUUUCGGGGCUGCAACUUAGUACAAGCAACAUGACGGGUGAUGAGAUACAGUCUUGUUCCUUACCUUCAUCCACGUUGACUGCAGUAGCAACCUCCUCCUCUUCCUCUUCUUGUGUACCAUCCCAAUCUUCAUCAUCCUCCACCACGUCCUUAUCUUCCUCCAACUCUACAUCUUUGUCUUCUUCCAUGUCCUUAUCCACUUCUACAGCAACUAGUCUAAGUAACAGCUUACUGUGUGCCUCCUCAAGCAUUGUAAAUGACAAGGUUGGCAGCGAGUGUUCAACAAACAGUGAGUGUAGUGAUAGCCAAGCGUUAACAUCUUCACACAUACAAGAAUCUUCAUCGGCAGAUGCUUUUAGUGUAUCCAGUGGACUUAUAAAUAAAAAUGGUGGAAAUGUUUUAAGUAGUGCGACCACAAAUAACCUGGUGUCUCAUAAAUUAUAUGCGUCAACAACUCGGACAAAUGACAGCUUAUCCAAUAGUGACAGUAGUACGACAGUUUUAACAAAUGGACCGAGCAAUUCUUUAGACAGCUCAAAAUGUGCUAAAGUGGAUCACUAUAUGUUUCAUGAAACUUGAAUCCUCUCAAAAUUCACUAUUGCCAUGAAAAGAAUAUACUGUUUUGAAAUUAUUUCAUGUCUUUAACUUAUUUUUAUACCAAAUGCACAAUGAAAUAAUAACAUGUGUUGAUUAUUCCAUGUC
This is a messenger RNA of Macrobrachium nipponense, 3140 nucleotides long. RefSeq names its product enhancer of polycomb homolog 1-like (gene E(Pc)). NCBI's taxonomy places the organism in Eukaryota, Metazoa, Arthropoda, Malacostraca, Decapoda, Palaemonidae. Gene Ontology annotation, cellular component: piccolo histone acetyltransferase complex; NuA4 histone acetyltransferase complex. The record is from RefSeq and is a predicted model, not a curated record. The transcript has 11 exons. The coding region runs from base 351 to 3017 and encodes 888 amino acids. Gene Ontology annotation, biological process: regulation of transcription by RNA polymerase II.